Molecule: messenger RNA, 10736 nt
Organism: Mus musculus (house mouse)
Lineage: Eukaryota; Metazoa; Chordata; Mammalia; Rodentia; Muridae
Gene: Hectd2
Product: HECT domain E3 ubiquitin protein ligase 2
Exons: 14
Coding region: 7011-8588 (525 amino acids)
Biological process (GO): protein ubiquitination; protein polyubiquitination
Molecular function (GO): ubiquitin-protein transferase activity; ubiquitin protein ligase activity
Source: RefSeq, a predicted model, not a curated record
UCUGUUCAAUUUCCUGCCCCUCUGUGCAUCUCCUCCAUCUCCUCCCAUACUUGAUUCUUCCUCUCUCCCCCCUUUUCCAUUCCACCCAAUUCCCUCCCACUCUCUGCUUCCUUUGAUUAUAUUGUUCCCCCUUCUAAGGGAUUAAUUAUAGAAUACUUGAAGCAAAGCUAUUUAGUGUACUGAGAUUUGGAUUUCUUGAGAUCUGUAAAUAUUCGAAAGGAAAUCAAUCAGUCUUUUAACAUUAUGUGUAUUUUUGUGUGCUUAAAAUUAUGUGUAUAUUUGUAUUCACUAUGCAGAUAUAGGAUGAGAACUGGUCCAUAAUCUUGGGCUUCUUUGUAGCCAGUAUAUUUUAUUUCAAAAAAUAAGUUGCUGGCUUUAAAGAAAACUUUUGCUACCUCAAGCAAACACCUCAGGCCAGAAGAGUUGAAGCCAAACUGGGCCUUGACUACUUCCUGAGCAUGACAACAAACACCUCGUCAGCAACACUGAGACGUCAAGCCCAAGCACACUCUCUGUUGCUUAUGCCUAAAAGCUCAUGUGAACAUGAAUGGCACAGCCAGUGUGGUGACGUCUCAGAUGGAGUGGAAACAGACUUCACAGAGUGAUGGGUGGACACCUAAGUCUUGAGCAGAGAGAAAACUCAUCGGGGUUUAGUGUCCUCAGGGGCUUCAGUGUCUGAGCUUUGCCUUUAAUCUGGCAUCCAGUGAAAGAUCCUGGACUUCAUGAUUUCAUGUUCAUGAAUCGUUUUUAAAUUAGAAAGUAACAUCUGUGUAUCUGUGUACUAUAAACUUGGAACAAGUGAGAAACGGUGGUCAGACUUGGGACUAAAACUCCCCUGGACAAAACUGAUAAUGUUAAAAUUAAGAUAUUUCAGGAUGUCCAAAGUAAAAUUCUUUUAAUUAGCAGUUGGAUGUGAGUUGGCUUAUAGACAUUCUUCCCCUUUUAUUAAACAUAGAUUCCUUUCUCAUACAAUAUACUCUGAAUACAGUUUCCCCUCCCUCAGCUCCUCCCAGAUCCUUUCUACCGCCUCUUCUAUCCAGAUCCAUUCCCUUUCUAUCUCUCAUUAGCAAAGAAUAGACUUCUAGGAGAUAAUAACAGAGUAAAAUAUUUGAAGAAAGUUGAAGUUGGACAAUUGAAAAUGAAGGAUCCCUAAGAGAAAGCACAAGAAUUGGAGACCCACAGGUUUACACAUUCAGGAGUCCCAUAAACUGAAAGCUGUAGUGUGUGUACGUGCAUGCGUGUAUGCAGGGGACUGGUGUCCAGAGGACCCAUGUAGGAGGCCCUGUGAUUGCUGCUUCAGUCUCUGUAAGUUCAUAUGAGCUUUGCUCAGUUGCUUUAGAGGGCUUUGUUCUCCUGGGGCCCUUUGUCCAUUCUUUGUUCCCCAUUCCAUCUGCCUCCUCUUCCACAGAGUUCCCUGAGCUCUGUGGGAGGGAUUUGAUGGAGAUAUCUCAUUUAGAGCUGUGUAUUCUAAGGUCUCUCACUCUCUGCAUAAUGUCUGCCUGUGAGUCUCUGUAUUUGCUCCCAUCUUCUGCAGGAGGAAGCCUCUGUGGUGAGGGCUGAAUAAGGCUAUGAAUAUAGCAGAAUAUCAUUAGGAUUCACUUUAUUGUUACUUUUUUAAAGACAAAUAGCAUUUGGUUUUACCCUAGGUCUCUGGACUAUCUAGUCUCUGGUUCUUGGCCACCCAAGCAGUGUCAGGUGUGGCUUCCAUCUCAUGGAGUGGGCCUUAAGUCAAACCAGACAUUGGUUGGUUACUCCCAAGCUUUAUGCCACCGUUGCCCUAGCAUAUUUUUCAGGAAAGACAGAUUGUAGUUCAAAGGCUUUGUGAUUGAGUUGGUGUUUACCAUUCUCUUUUGGUAGCCUGCAGAGUACCUUUCUGUGUCAUAGACACUAGAACAUAGUGGUGAAGGUUCUUUGCAGGCACCAGCUCAACCUUGCCAUGUUCAGUGAUGUCAGUUUGUGGAGAACAACUUAUUGUCUAGGCAGCAGUUUGGGGUUUGGGGAAUGUCUGUGGAACCCUUUCAGCCAGCAGCUCAGUUAGAGGAAACCCAUCCCCAGCACUGGGCCAGUGGGGGUUUCGGCUUCUUCAUUAUUUGGAGACUUUGUUAGGAUCACCUUCCUAUCUUACACCAGGUUUCCUUGGUGCCCCUCAAAUGCCCUUCAGUUCCAGCUGUCUAUUCCCUUCCUCAGCCUCAUCUCCCCUCCCAGUUCUCCCCUGACCCUCCCAUUCCUGUUCCCUGCCCCACUCCAGUCCAUCAUCUGUUUCCCUUCCCAGGGAGAACAUGCACCUCCUCCUCCUCCCCAGUUCCUUUCUCUAUAGAGUGUAUCUUGGUCACCAUUUACUCAGUGGUUAAUAUCCAGAUAUAAGGGAAAACAUAGCACACUUAUCUUUCAGGGGUCUGAGUUACCGCCUGAGGAUGAGGGUGUGUUUUUUUUCUUUCUUUCUAGUUCCAUUUAUUUGCCUGCAAAUUUCAUGAUGUCAUUUUUUAAAAUACCUGAUUAUGUAAACAUACCAUAUUUUCUUUAUCCAUUCUUCUGUUGAGGGACACUAGGCUGUUUCCAAUUUCUGGCUAUAAUGAAUAGAGCAGCAGUUAACAUGGUUGAGUAAGUGUUCCUAGGAUAGGAUAAAGUGUCCUUUGUGUAUAUGCCCAAGAGUGUUAGAGCUGGAUUGUAACCAGUCCUUUGGCUACUUCUUUGAAUUCUUUUUUCUACCACACUCUUCACCCUUCCUACCCCCAGCCCCCAACACUAGGUAGGAGAGAAAGAAGGUUAGGAGAGGAAGGGAGCAUCAAUAUCAUUAUGCUACUUUCUGCUGACUAGAGGCAUUGAAUUCCUUAGAGCAAGUUUGAUCUUCAGCAGCAGCAGGAAGAGAAGGGAGAGGAGUGGCUGCAUUUUAAUGCCCUUUCAAGGGUUUCUGGAGGGGAAACCAGGAAAGGGGAUAACAUUUGAAAUGUAAAUAAAUAAAAUAUCCAAUAAAAGAAAAAAAAAAGAGGUCACAGAAUUCCAAACAUCAUACACCUGCAGAAACUAUCUGCAACUGGCAAAAUCACACCCUUGCCAGGGCAUAAGGUAAAUCAAAGUCUGCUGUUGUGGACAGUCGGAAGCAGUUCCAUAUCUCACACCUGGAAUUAGAACAAGAACACUUUCCCACAAUAUUUCCAUGUUUUUAAAGAAACCAAAAUAACCACUACACUGGCUCUUGAGAUAGAUUGAUCCCCAUCUUUCUGAGGAACUGCACUACACUGGCUCUUGAGAUAGAUUGAUCCCCAUCUUUCUGAGGAACUGCAGUAUUUGUUUCCAUAGUCGCUGUACAAGUUUGCGCUCCUGCUAGCAAUGGAGGAGUGCUCUCCUUGCUCCAUAUUCUCAUCAGCAUGAGCUGUCAUUUGUAUUAUUGAUCUUAGCCAUUCAAAGGAGUAGGAUGGAAUCUCAAAGCCAUUUUGAUUUGUCUCCCUAAUGGCUAAGGAUGUUGAAAUUUCUUUAACUAUUUCUUAGCCACUCGAGUUUCCCCUGUUUGAAAAGUCUGUUUAAAUCUGUAUCCCAAUUUUAAUUGGGUUAUUUAGCUUUUUAUAUCAACUUUUUUUAACUCUUUAUAUAUUUUAUAAAUUAGCCCUCUGUCAGAUGUAGAGUUGGUAAAAGCCUUUUUUUCCAUUCUGUAGGCUGACACUUUAUCUGAAUAAUGAUACCCUUUGCCUUGCAGAAACGUUUGAGUUUCAUGAGGUCCUAUUUAUUAAUUGUUGGUAUUAGUUUCUGCACUAUCAGUGUUUUGAUCAGCAAGUCUUCUCUCAUGCUAGUGAGUUCAAGGCUAUCCUCCACUUUCUCUUUUAUCAGGUUCAGUUUAUCCUAUUUUAUGUUGAGGUCUUUGAUCCAUUUGGAAUUGGGUGUUGUGCAGGGUGUUAAGUCUGUAUCAAUUUGCAUUAUUCUACGUUCAACUUUUCAGUUUGGUCAGCACCAUUUGGUGGAGAUGCUGUCUUUUUACAGUAUAUAUUUCUGGCCUCUUUAUCAAAUAUCAGGUGUCCAUGGGUGUGCGGGUUUAUGUCUGGAUCUUACUUCAGUUGCCUCUCAGAACAACUUUCAUGUAUUCCUUAAGUUGGGGUAUGAUGUGUAUUCAUUACCAUUCAGUUUUAGAAAGUCUUUAAUUUCUUUAUUUCUGUUUUGACACAUUUUUUUCAGUAGAGAGUUGUUUAGUUUUCAAUGAUUUUGUAAGCUUUCUAUUAUUUCUUUUGUUGUUGAUAUCCAUCUUUAAUCCGUGGUGGCCUGAGAGAAUAAAGUGAGUUAGUUCAAUGUUCUUGAUCUGUUGAGACUUGCUUUGUUCUGAGUGUAUGAUCAAUUUUAGAGAAAGCCUCAUAAGGUAUAGAGAAGAAUGUGUAUAUUCUUUUGUGUUUGGGUGAGAUGUUCUGUAAAUAUAUAUUAGGUCCACUUGGUUUAUAGCAUCCAUUAGCUCUAGCACUUCUAUAUUUAGUUUUUAUCUAGAUGACUUGUCUAUUGGUAAUAGUGGUGAAUUGAAGUCUCCCACCGUCAGUGUGUGAGGGUAAGUAGUGUUUAUUUUACAAAGGUGGGUGGCAUAGAUGUUAAUAAUAGAAAUAUCAUCUUGGUGGAUUUUUCCUUUGAUGAGUAUGUUGUGUCCUUCCCUGUCUCUUCUAAUUAGUUUUGGUCUGAAGUCUGUUUUAUUUGAUAUCAAAAUAGCUACACUAACUUAUGGACCUUUUUCUUAGGUCCAUUUGUUUAGAAUAUCUUUUUUUUUGUAACCCUUUACCCUUAGGUAAUUUCUAUCUUUGAUGUUGAAGUAUAUUUCUUGGAUGCAGCAAAAGGAUGAGUCCUGUUUUGGCAUCCUUUCUAUUAGACUGUGUCUUUUUAUUGGGGAUUUAUGACCAUUGACAUUGAGAGAGAUCAGUGCCCAAUAAAUGUUGAUUCCUGUUGUUUUGUUGUUAUUAUUGGUGGUGGUGAUGAUUGUGUGUACACACAUGUUCAUUCAUGUGUGCAUGUGUGCCUUCAUGCUUGUGUUUCGCUUCCUUGGAUUUUGGUUGUUUAGAUUGUUUAUUUCCUAUGUUUUUGUGGUUAUAGUUUUCCUCCUUAGGUUGGAGUUUUCCUUCCAGCACCCUCUGCAGGACUGGAUUUGUAGAUAGAUCAAUAUUGCUUAAAAUGUUUUUAAUGGAAUAUCUUAUUUCCUCCAUCUGUAGUGACUGAGAGUCUUGCUGGGUAUAGUAGUGUGGGCUGACAUCUGUGGUUUCUUAUAGUCUGCAGCACAUCUGUCCAGGAUCUUCUUGCUUUUAGAGUCCAUUGAGAAGUCAGGUGUAAUUCUCAUAGGUCUGUCUUUGUAUGUUACUUGUUCUUUUCCCCUUGUAGCUUUUAAUAUUCUCCCUUUGUUCUGUACAUUUAAUAUUUUGAUUAUUAAGUGCUGAGGGGGCUUUCUUUUCUGGUUCAAUCUACUUAGUGUUCUAUAUGCUUCUUGUACCUUUAUAGGCAUCUCAUCCUUUAGGUUAGGAAAUUUUCCUCCUAUCAUUAUUUUGAAAAUAGUUUCUGGGCUUUUGAGCUGGAAUUCUCCUUCCUCUCCUUCCCCUCUUCCUAUUUUUCUUAGAUUUGGUCUUUUCAUGGGGCUUCAAAUUUCCUGGUUGUUUUGUGUCAGCUUUUUAGAUUUAACAUUUUCUUUGAGGUGUAUUUAUUUCUUCUAUUGUAUCUACAAUAUCUGAGAUUCUUUUUCCCAUCUUUUAUAUUCUAUAGGUGAAGCUUGCCUCUGUAGUUACUGUUUCAAUUUCUAAAUUCUUUUCAUUUUCAGAAUUCCCUCAGUUUGGGUUUUCUUUAUUGAUUCUGUUUCCAUUUUCAAGUAUUGAACAGUUUUAUUCAUUUCCUUCCACCCCCUGUGUUUUUAUAGAUUUCCUUAAGCAAUUUAUUAAUCUCCUCUUUAAGGAUCUCUGUUAUCUUCAUUCAGGUGGCUUUAAAGUCUUUUUCUUAUAUUUCAGCUAUGUUAAAAGGGCCUGCUGUGGUAGGAUAGCAGGCCUCCAAUGGAGACAAAAUGCCCCAGUGUUAUUAAUGGUGUUUUUAUGUUAGCAUCUAGGUAUCUGGAGUUGGGAUGAUUGUAGGUCUAGUUUAGUGAUUCUUGGCCUUCCUAAUGCUAUGACCCUUUAAUACAGUUCCUCAUAUUUUGGUGACCCCAACCAUAAAUUAUUUUUAUGAUUUGGCUACUGUUAUGAAUCACAACGUAAAUAUCUGAUAUUCAAGAUAUCUGAUAUGUAACCCCUGUGUGGGGGUCAUGACCUGUCACAGAUUAAGAACAAGCACUACUGGUCUAGGUGCUGUACUGGGUUUUUCUUUGUUGAAUGGGGGUUUUGUUUCUUGGUUUCUGUUUAUUCUUUGGCUUUUCAGAGUGUGAUUGCUGUAUGCUGCCUGAUAGGAAAUUUUCUGUGGACCUGCUUCCAUGGCCUGUUCAGCUGAUGUUUGCCCAGGGUGUGCCUGCUGGUUUUAGAGGCUUAGAUAAUGGGUUGAGUUGGAGGAGAAGAUUGUGUCAGUUUGGAGGUUGGACCAGAAAAGAAAAGAGACCAGAGCAGGUUUUCAGCUUCCAAGCUGGAGAUAAGACUGGAGGUGUUGGAUCUGAAAAAGCAGGAGUGAGGAGGGGCCGCUGUCAACCUGCUUGUUGCCAGUUUACAGAUAUUUCUGUCACUUCAGGAGUGGGCUAUAAGCUGAAGUGUAGUUUCUUUCUUUAAUGUAUAAAUAAAUAUUAAGUAAAAUAAUCCUUGUUAAAAGAAAAUGUUUUUAAAUUACUGAUGAUUUAUUAGACUUUUAACCAUUCCCAUAGUCUGCCUGUUACCUUAAAAUGCUACAGCUUUCCUCAGUAACUUACCAUUUAAGUGACACUCAAAACCAGCCUGCUAUUUUCCAAGCACACUGGAGACAUGUUUAUAUCUCAGUAAAAGUGAUGCAUGUAGCCCCAAAUUCACUCUGGCUUCUCAGUUCUUACAAACACAUAAUGGUCUGCUUUGUUAGAUUCUGUGAAGUUAAACACUCAUCUGUAAUCAAUCAUGCAUGUUCCUUUUUCAGUCCACGAACAAAAGAUGAUCUUAGAGCAUAUUUUAUACUGUUACAGAUUAUCCCAGAAGAAAUUCAAGCAACUGGUAGAGAGAUUGCUGCAAUUUGUUUCUUUACGGCUGUUUCCAGCAAAACCUGAAGAAUUCCCGCCUCUAACGAAGUGUACCUGGUGGAUCCCAUCAGCCGCUAAAGUUCUGGCUUUGCUUAACACUGCCAACAAUUUGGUUCACCCUCCCCUCGUUCCUUACACUGAUUUCUAUAAUUCUACCCUGGAUCACAUUGAUCUCAUGGAAGAGUAUCACACGUGGCAGAGCUUUGGGAACUCUCACAGCAGGUUUUCCUUCUGUCAGUACCCAUUCGUUAUUUCUAUAGCUGCAAAAAAAAUCAUUAUUCAAAGAGACUCAGAACAACAGAUGAUAAGCAUCGCAAGGCAAAGUCUGGUGGAUAAAGUAUCUCGAAGACAAAGACCUGAUAUGAAUAUGUUAUUUCUAAAUAUGAAAGUAAGGAGGACACAUCUGGUUAGCGACUCACUUGAUGAGUUAACCCGGAAGAGAGCUGACUUGAAGAAGAAGUUGAAAGUUACAUUUGUAGGUGAAGCUGGUUUGGAUAUGGGCGGCUUGACUAAAGAAUGGUUCCUUCUUCUAAUUCGCCAGAUUUUCCAUCCAGAUUAUGGCAUGUUUACAUACCACAAGGAUUCACACUGCCAUUGGUUUAGCAGCUUUAAAUGUGAUAACUAUUCUGAAUUCCGAUUGGUUGGAAUUCUCAUGGGACUAGCUGUUUAUAACAGCAUCACCUUGGAUAUUCGUUUUCCUCCCUGCUGUUACAAAAAAUUACUGAGCCCUCCUGUCGUACCAAGUGAUCAGAGUACACCAGUAGGCAUCUGCAGUGUUACCAUUGACGACUUGUGCCAGGUUAUGCCUGAAUUGGCCCAUGGACUAAAGGAACUUUUAUCAUAUGAAGGCAACGUUGAAGAAGAUUUCUAUUCAACAUUUCAGGUUUUUCAAGAAGAAUUUGGAGUAAUUAAAUCCUAUAACUUAAAACCAGGGGGUGAUAAGAUUCCAGUUACCAAUCAGAAUAGAAGAGAGUAUGUACAGCUUUAUACUGACUUCCUGUUGAACAAAUCUAUCUAUAAGCAAUUUGCUGCAUUUUACUGUGGAUUUCAUAGUGUGUGUGCUUCAAAUGCCCUAAUGCUGCUUCGUCCAGAAGAAGUAGAAAUCCUGGUUUGUGGCAGUCCUGAACUGGAUAUGCAUGCACUGCAGAGGAGCACACAGUACGACGGCUAUGCGAAGACAGACCUGACCAUACGAUACUUUUGGGAUGUUGUGCUUGGAUUUCCACUUGAACUUCAGAAAAAGCUGUUACACUUUACUACAGGAAGCGACAGAGUACCUGUUGGAGGGAUGGCUGAUUUGAAUUUUAAAAUUUCAAAGAAUGAAACUUCUACUAACUGGUUACCUGUGGCACACACUUGUUUCAAUCAACUCUGCCUUCCCCCAUACAAGAGCAAAAAAGAUCUGAAACAGAAACUGAUUAUUGGAAUUUCAAAUUCAGAAGGUUUUGGACUUGAAUAACCUAGAAGACUUGAAAUACAGUAUCUAUAUGUAGCACUCAGCUCCCUCUUACUGUGCCUUUAACACUUUCAUGCUUCUGUUUCAAAACACUUUCUCAAAGCUCACCACUUUUAAAACAAUGAGGGUCUUUUUUUAUUUACUCCGAUACAAAAUAUGUAUAGUGAAGGCAUGAUUUAAAAAUAUAUAAAUAUAUAUAUAUAUCAGAAAUUUAUUGAAUGAGAGCCUAUGGCAGAAACAGGUCUGAGUCCGGCAGUCUUUUUUAUAGUGUUUUGUUGUUUUUCCAUAUGUAGUUUGUCACAGGUGUCCACUGGGAAAGACAAGUACAGUAAGAAUGCAUCUCUGACAUGAUGGAGCCCAGUGGCAGAUGUGUGCUGGCAGCACACUGUAGCAAAGCAGAGAGCUACAUUAUCUUUACCAUAAAGCAUGUAGCCAUAUUUUCAUACAGAGGUAACAACAGUAUCACUGCCAAUGCAGUGUACAGGGUCUUUUGAUAUAUUGGUUUUGGGGUCCUAUAAGAUCUUUCCACCCGUUGCUGAAAAGCAUGUAAAUAACACUACACAGCAGCCGAAGAAUCAUGGGAUUUUGAUAGUGCCAUUUAUUGCUAAAGAUUUAUUUUUACAAAGUAAAUUUAGGGUUUUAGAUGUGUGUACAGCUUUUACAAAUCAACAAAGAUGAUUGUACAAGAGUAUUUUCAGACCAAUUGGAUUCAAGGUUAUAUUCUUUUAAGUAUUGUUAGUCUGCAUGCCCACUGACAGUAAAUUGGUUACUUGAGUAUUCUGUAAUGUUUGUAUAAUGGUUAUUUCUUCUUAAAAAUCAAUAUAGUAGAGCAAACUAGACCAAACUAGUCAUUGAUUACUUAAAAUAAUUACAAGCACAAAAGAAGCCCUGCUAUUUUAUAUAUUUUGAUGUACUGCUUAUAUCUACAAUUUUUGAUCACCAGUUAUAUGAAAACACUAAUUUUUGGAAAAUGUAGGAUAUUUGACAAAAGUGAAAUACAAUUAAAAACAUUUAUGUCAAAAUGAUGUAGCUUGAUAUAAAAAAGAAGUUUGACAUUUUGGCUAAAAUGUGUGUUUUUCACUGGAUUCUAAAUAUAGUAAAUCCAAAAGUAUCCUUGUUUUCUAUUUAUAAUAAAAUAGCAUGUAAAAACUGUAUUUUUAAGCCCCAGGGAUUUUUGUUUUGUUUUGUUUUGUUUUGUUUUAAUUUAUAGUGAAGCAGUUUUAUUAGCAUGUCACAAAUAUUUUCAUCUCAAGAAUUAUUCUUUGAUAGUUUUUCUUCAGAAAACUCUGAAGUGACAUUUGCAAUAAGAAUGAAACCAGCAUUUAGUACCAGCUUAUGGCCCAUGUGCAAAUCAUACUUGGCCCGAGGCUCCCCUGAGCUAGGCAUUUCCUUGUCGCUGUGCUUUCUGCACCCAACCAGCAGAAUUCAAGGGUGCAGUAACUCAUCAGCGUCCUAUAGUUCCGAAGCCCACCCACCCGUGUUAGAAAACCCAGCUUCCUUCCUGUAACGCUUGAGACUGCAAAUGACUACUUUCCCAUGUGAGUUUACCAGAAGGGUAGUUGUUCUUUAAAUCGUGGGAAGCCUAAGACAGCUAAAGGUACAGUUGGUUUGGUGUGUAUAUUGUCUUUAAUCCAUAUGCAAAUAAAACUGCUUCUCUCUUGCACUGCGUAGAAAUGUUUAAUGUAGGUUCCUACUAACAAGCACAAAGAAUUAUGUAUAGGAAACCAGAUUUAAGUGUUUUCAGUAAAAUGUAAACAAAGUUUUUAUUUGUUAGGGAUGACUCAUGGAAAUAGUAUUGGUUUGGUCUGCAUGUCUAACGAUGUGUGUGUAUUGGUAGCUAUGUCACUUUUGCAAGUACACAGGCAAGCCAAAUUUUAGGUGACAAAAGUCCAUAAAUAAUGGGAAUUUUUGUUGUCUUUUAUUAAGUUGAAGUUGAUAACCAUUAAUUGCUAAACCAUAUAUUUAUGCUCUGUUUUGGUUUACAAUGUAAUAAUACCUCAUUUUAAAAGUAAAAACUACUACUGUUACAUUUUAUUUUAAUCAGCUAGAAAAUUCAUGUAGCUUUUUAAAUAUACAACCUAUUAAUGAUUUCUUGAGUUUUUCUAUCUGCCAUAGUAAAUUAAAGCAUUGCACAGUAUUUAUUAGUAUUUA